ACCUUGUCAGAGCGACCUCUUGCCCCUGGUCCGAUAGUUAUUAAUCCUGGGUUGGCAGGAAUGCCCCCGGAUAAGAACCACAAUAUGCCUCCUCGUCCUUGCACGUCUCUGCUGUCGUUGUGACUGUCCGAGGUAUCGCACGUCCAUCGCCAUGGCUCGUCCGGACGUUGGCCAAGUGGUGGCAUGGUAUAUCUGCACGGUCGCCGCAUGCAUCUUCCUCGUAUUUCGGCUGAUCAUCCGAUGGCGACUCCUCAAGAAGCUCUACCUCGAUGACUUCUUCGUGGUUGCCGCCGCGCUGUGUCUCAUCGGUGAUUUGGGCAUUCAACACUACAUGUUCACUCAGGGCAUGUCAGAGAUAGCCAAGACAACCACGGCCGAAAAGAUCAACAUGCAGAAAUUGAUCAUUCCUGGGUCCACCUUGUAUGUUACCUCGCUCUGGCUCAUCAAGGCCAGCAUGGUGCUGUUCUACAAGCGCCUGGCCGAUCGCACCAAGUAUCAGACCAUCUACAAUAUCACCCUGGGUGUCCUGGCCGCUGCCUGGCUGGUGCUGUUCUUCGACAUCGUCUUCAAGUGCUAUCCCCCGGAUCGCCAAUGGAAGAGUUUUGAGAACCCGGACUUGACAUGCUCCGAGAAGCAGUCGACGAUCAAUUACUGGCUGACAAUCCUAUUCAACAUCUUUAGUGAUGUUUUCAUCAUCUGUCUUCCCAUCUCCCAGGUAGCACGCCUCAAGAUGCCAAGAAAGCAGAAGCUCGGUGUCAUCUCUGUCUUCCUGCUGGGUGUCAUCGUCGUCAUCACUAGCAUUAUCCGUGCUAUCUACUCGCAUUUGGGCGAGCAGAUGAUUACUUGCACGGUCUCCAUGAUCGAAACGGCCAUUGCCAUCAUUGCAUCAUGCCUUCCUGUCCUCCGCACUCUUGUCUUUGGCUCCCACUCACGCACCGGCACGUACAGCGGUCGCCGGGGAUAUGAGCUGUCCAACUCUGGGGCUGCGGGAUUGGCCAGUAAGCAGCAUACCACGGUGUCAGUAUCACGCGGGGGGCCGGACGAGCUGUCGCGACAUGACUCGGAAGACGAGCUGGUCAAGGAGAACAUGUCGGCCGAGGAUCCUACCGCGGGUAUUUCAGUGACACGGGAGUAUUUCGUACACGAGGGCGCUAUGGAACGGCAAAGCAUGCGGUAGAUAUUGAGCCGGAGGUGUCAGCACCUGCUCCUUUCUAGAACUUAAUUUGAUAGGGGCUUCAAAAUAGUAAUUUCUAUAUAUAUAUAUCAUUCAUCAUGAGGAAAUCUGAU
Molecule: messenger RNA, 1287 nt
Organism: Aspergillus welwitschiae
Lineage: Eukaryota; Fungi; Ascomycota; Eurotiomycetes; Eurotiales; Aspergillaceae
Exons: 8
Coding region: 152-1177 (341 amino acids)
Source: RefSeq, a predicted model, not a curated record